This is a messenger RNA of Quercus robur (English oak), 1617 nucleotides long. RefSeq lists its product as uncharacterized. Gene Ontology annotation, biological process: protein ubiquitination. Gene Ontology annotation, molecular function: ubiquitin-protein transferase activity; zinc ion binding. Lineage: Eukaryota; Viridiplantae; Streptophyta; Magnoliopsida; Fagales; Fagaceae. Gene Ontology annotation, cellular component: membrane. The transcript is spliced from 10 exons. Bases 473 to 1180 code for a protein of 235 amino acids. The record is from RefSeq and is a predicted model, not a curated record.
CUCUCUCUCUCUCUCUCUCUCUCUCACACACACAGAGCCGUACUAAGAGAAAGAGAAAGAAAAAAAAAAUCUGUGUUGUUGUUGUUAAUCUUUAGAAAUGUUUGUUUUUAGUUUUGAGAAGUAGUAAUACUAAUAUUAUUAUUAUUUGGGUUUGCUUUGGUGGGUUGGUUUCAUUGUUUGUGAUUGUUGUUGUUGAUGUUAUAAACAAGGACACUCAAUCUCUUGCUUCGUUUCAGCAAAUAGAAGAAGGGAAGCAAGGAAAAGAUUGCUGCUUUCUUCUCUUGCAGAAGAUCCUAUUUCCAUUCUUUGCUAUCUACUAGAGCUUCCCAUUUUAGAUUAAAGCUCCGGUAGUACUCUUUUGACUGGUGACCAUGGCUCCUUUAUUGGGUUUCUUCUGAGUUUUAAUUACUCUUUCCGUACCAUACGCACUCUACUCACAUGUAUUCCUAUCAUGAUUUGACUGCAACAAAGGAUGGGGGAUCACUUUGUAUUAUUGAUGGAUCGGUUACUCACUGAAUCUACUCUUGAAGCUGCUAUUGAGAGUGAAAAAUUGUUGCAGCAAGCCAUGCCCUCAGCAAGCAAAGAUUAUUCGAGUUCUUCCCACAGGAUCAAUUUCAAAACCGGUUUAUCUCCAAGUAAAUUGGUAGAGUGUAAGAUUUGCCAUGAUGAGGAUGAAGAGUCAAACAUGGAGACACCCUGUUCUUGCUGUGGUAGCUUGAAGUAUGCUCACCGUAAAUGUGUACAAAGAUGGUGCAAUGAGAAGGGAGACACUACCUGUGAGAUCUGCCUCCAGCAAUUUAAGCCGGGUUAUACAGCACCUCCUCCGUUUCACUAUGCUGGUAGUCCAAUCAACUUCAGGGGAAAUUGGGAGAUUUCCAGAAGGGACCUGAACAACCCUCAAUUUAUAGCAAUGGUUGCUACUGAUCGUGAAUUUCUGGACAAUGACUUUGAUGAGUAUUCAUCUCCCACUUCAAGGAGCCUAAUAUGCUGCCGUUUAGUUGCUAUAAUUUUACUCAUGUUGAGGACCAUUGGGAUUCUUUUGCCAAUCUACAUCAUGGUUAGAGCAUUCACUGCCAUCCAGCGUCGAAGAAACCUUCAGGAUCCUCAUUUCUCCCUUGCCACGUCAGAUGAGGAAAACAACUUACCACAGUAUCAAUCACGUGUUAUUCAUGUUCUGUAACUCUGCAGCUACCUAUCUUGCCUGAACAAAUCCAGAAGCACUCAUGCAUACGGAAACAUUUGCUUUAUGGGGUGUACCAAAAAGGAUAUCCACAUUCAGAUUUAUAAAGCCAGGCUGAAGAUAGUUGUAACCGCAGAAGCUCUAAUCCUUGGUGCAAUAGUGCCACCUUUACCUAAUAUUCAAGACGCAUCCUUAGAUCCUAGAUCAAAAUAUAAAAGAAAAAUCCAUCUUAUAGCAAUGUUUAUAUUAUACAGUAUAGUUAGCAGGAAAGCCAACUGUAUAUGAUAGUGCUGCUUGCAGAAAAUGAGAAGCCAAAAUUAAAGUUGAGUAUAAUGUUCAAAAAAGAUGGUAAAAUUAUUAAAUGAUUAAUACUAGCAUGUGGGAGUGCUAGUAAACUUCACACAGAUGCACAAUCGUCUGUCAUCCCUUCCCCAUUA